This is a messenger RNA of Fusarium falciforme, 1167 nucleotides long. RefSeq lists its product as hypothetical. The transcript has 3 exons. Bases 1 to 1167 code for a protein of 388 amino acids. Lineage: Eukaryota; Fungi; Ascomycota; Sordariomycetes; Hypocreales; Nectriaceae. The record is from RefSeq and is a predicted model, not a curated record.
AUGGACCUCUGGGGGGAUGAUAUCUGGGAGGUCGAGGAUGCUGAUGAUGAUAGAAUGAGCGUGAUUGAUGGGUAUGACGAAUAUGAAGACGAAGCGGACGAUGACGAGGAAUGUGAAUAUGAGGACGAAGGCGAGGAUCAAGAUCCACUUGAGGAGGACGAACUGGGAUAUGGUGAAGAGUAUGAGUCCCCAGACGAGGAGGAAGGCGCCCAGUCAGACACGGAUUCAACCUCGACGUGGUCAUCAGACGCUACCCAGCAGAGACAACACGGCCAUCAGGCAGUUGAUCUUCUGCUCCGCUUCUGCUACUUUGCACUUUGCGAAGAAUUCGAGGAUGGCCUUGCAGGCUCGACGAUGCUCGUAUACUUCAGUGCAGUCCGUGGGUUAUCGGCUCCCAACGGUGACGAAUACCUCAUGCCUCACCGGUUUACUCCGAUAUUAUCACGGUUUAUCUAUUGCUCGCGAUUGAUCUUCCUCGAAGCCGUGCUGCCUCGGUUCUCGCAUGGUUACAUCGGCAUUCCCCGAAGACCUCGCUAUGGGCAGUUGACAAGACUUUUGGCUGCCCGACGUCGAUACAUGUGCGAUGGGACUUUCCUGGCUCGAGGGGUGCUUCAGUCAGCUAUCGCUCUCUCCGCUCGACUCAUGUACGACUGGGAGCCUCCUGAUAUUGAUAUGGCCUCUAUUCGGGACAGCAUGGCCACGAAAACUUCAGGCUACUCCUUUGUGUCUGAUCCCACCAACCAGCUGACAGAUGCCUACCUCGAAGUCCUGCUAAGGGCAUGCAUCUCGCCUGUUAAUGGGCUGGUUCGAACACAGGCUAGAACUCAGGGCGCUUGGGAUGCCAAGGCUGCCCAGGCCUAUCUCGAAGCCCAUGAUGACUUCCUGAAGACACUUAUGGUUCUCUGCAACCUGGAUGGUGGCCAAUGCGCGCGGAUCUCUGAGCUGCUGACAGUGGAGUACUCGAAUACCUCGUCGAGGUCUCGGGGAGUUUAUAUCUGGGGCGGCCAAAUAUGUUCGGUCACCCGACAUCACAAGGCCCGUCUGGCGACGAACCAGGAAUUCUGCGUCGCUCGCUUCUUCUCUCAACCUGUCUCUCGCCUUUUACUUCACUAUCUAGUCUAUAUCCGACCCUCAUAUGGAGAAAUGGGGGUUAGGGAUGACGGGUGA